AUGGUCUACGUACUAAUGUUGAUGAAGGCGUUGUCUAUCCCCUACGUAGCCGUUCUUGGCGCUUCCAUUGGCGUCUGCACUCGAGAGCCGCCCUACUACAUAGUGGCGGAGUACAUGCCCCAUGGAAACCUGCUGAAUUACCUGCGCCAACGGAGUCCAGGAGAACUCACCCCACCCAUUCUCCUCUACAUGGCUGUUCAAAUCGCCUCCGGCAUGGCCUAUCUGGAAGCCAACAACUUUAUUCACCGGUCAGUGAUUCUUUUUGAUAGUAUUUGUGUGGUUGUUCUUACCGUCUUAUCAAUGACGCCUUCAUUUCGUUUGCUGGAGCUUACCACGGGAGUGAAGUGCGGCUUCAAAUUUGGUAGUCAAAUGAGGACAUUUGGGAGGUUUUUGGGUCAUUCUCAAUUCUCGUUAUGA
Molecule: messenger RNA, 417 nt
Organism: Echinococcus granulosus
Lineage: Eukaryota; Metazoa; Platyhelminthes; Cestoda; Cyclophyllidea; Taeniidae
Product: Tyrosine-protein kinase ABL2
Exons: 2
Coding region: 1-417 (138 amino acids)
Biological process (GO): cell surface receptor protein tyrosine kinase signaling pathway; multicellular organism development; protein phosphorylation
Cellular component (GO): signaling receptor complex
Molecular function (GO): transmembrane receptor protein tyrosine kinase activity; ATP binding
Source: RefSeq, a predicted model, not a curated record